GACGAGUGGGUGAUCUCAAGGGUUUUCCAAAAAACCGGCGGAGUUAAAAAGCAACGCGGCGGCUUCGCCACGGCUACCGCCAUCUCCUCCGGCAUCUUUACCGCCGGCUCCGUGUGCAAAGACAUGCCCACUUUACCCCUCACCGGCGAACAAGAGAACUCCUUCACAAGCAUGGAAAGGCAUUACGUGCCCUGCUUCUCCACAGUGGCCACUUCUAACUAUCCCGGCCCCGGGGCUAUUGCCUGCGGUGGGCAGGCGUUUCCUAGCGUAAGAUCGUUUCAGGAGAAUCCACGGAAUCCGUUCUUUCUGUCUUCAGCGGCUGCGCCUGCGCCUCCGGUGACAGAGUGUGAGAUUGGCGGGUGGCCGUUUGAUCUUUAUCGGAAG
Phalaenopsis equestris is the source of this 384-nucleotide messenger RNA. RefSeq lists its product as uncharacterized. NCBI's taxonomy places the organism in Eukaryota, Viridiplantae, Streptophyta, Magnoliopsida, Asparagales, Orchidaceae. The transcript has a single exon. The record is from RefSeq and is a predicted model, not a curated record. The annotation marks the transcript as partial.